GCAUAAACACGGAAGCGGAAGUAGCGUGAUAAGAAUGAUGCCGCACUGAACUGUCAGUUACAUUUGUUUACAUCAGACUUUAUUUUCACUAAUUGGUGAAAGCCACGUACGUGCUCACAGUGAGGCAUUUCAGUCCACCUUUUUAAAGGGCAAACGAGAGGUUUUCCGUCGUAAAGGGAGAAAUGAGGAGCUCUGGCGUUUUCUUCCUGCACUUCUUGCUGUUGAUCGUGCCUCGCAUCAGCUGCUGGAAUGAUGAGGCUGUGUUGCUGCGUGAUGUUCAGGUGCUCACGCUCCACCGAGGACGCUACACCACAGCCCGGCGAUCCAGUCCUGUUCCACAGCUGCAGUGCGUUGGAGGCUCGGCUGGCUGUGGAUCGUUCGUUCCUGAGGUGGUCCAGUGUUACAACAGAGGAUCAGACGGCAUAGACACUCAGUGGGAAUGCAAGGCUGACAUGGACAACGCGUACAGGUUCGGGCGUGUGGAGGUCUCCUGUGAGGGCUAUAACAGUCCCAAUGACGUGUAUGUGCUGAAAGGCUCCUGCGGUCUGGAGUACACGCUGGAGCUCACGGCGGAAGGGAGGCAGCAGCACACGCAGGGCUCCUGGGGCUCUUCGGGCUUCUCAGACUUCUUUCAAGGCUUUUCCAAUAAUAAGCAGCAGCAGCAGCAGCAGCAGCAGAGCGGAGGCCACUAUCAGCAGUCUAACGGCCAGUAUCCCUUCCAGAACGGCCCUUCUGGUGAUGGACUGGGUGGGCUUAUAGUAGUAGGUUUCCUUUUGCUGGUGGCAUAUGCUGUGUACAAGAUGUUUCUGUGCAAUCCUACUCACGGCCACCAAGGCUACAGUGGAGAUGGAUCCCAGGGAUACAGUGGGACAUGGGAUAACAGCCAGGGUAUGGAGCCACCGCCACCUGGGUUCAAACCAGAUUAUUACUCAGACCACUCCAGCUCAAGGCCCGGGUAUGGCUUUUCUGAUUCAUACACCAGACCUCAGAGUUCUUGGACCGGAGGUUUUCCUGGUGGAAACACUGGAGGUUUCACUGGUGGACGUGGUGGGGGUGGAUUUUGGACUGGAAUGGGCACAGGUGGAAUUCUGGGAUAUUUGUUUGGGAAUCAGAGACGCCAACCACCUAUGGGCUUUGCAGGACCGUCUUACACCAACCGACCUUCUCCAGCACCAAAAACAAGCUCAGGAACACGGACCGCCUCAGGUUUUGGAGGAACUAAAAGAAGAUGAUUGAACAACCCCAGUUCUCAGAUUGGACAUGAUCAAAAAACAUAUUACAAGGACUUGCAACUUCUUAUUCAUACUACUGUUCAUUUAAUGUCCAGUCUUUGCUCAACUAAAUGUAGCAUAUUACUGCUUUGAUUGGUUUGUUGCUGUGCUCUGAAAACAACCUGCCUUCUUUCAUUUUGGGCUUCACUAUGGGUUUAACAAAGAUUUAAAUACAAUGCAUCCUACUCUUUAUUAAGUCUUUAAUGCAGUUUCUUCUCAAAAAACUGUUCUUUCAUGUUUUAAAUUAUGAAGGAGUUUAUUUUCUGUAUAAAUAUAUUUCUAUAAAUAAAGUCAACAUUAAAAAAAUGUAGCCUAUUUUGUUUCAUAAUGCAAGUUUGUUGGCCUUAUUCUGCAAUAACUCAACAAUAGUCCAAAGAAACAAAUUCGAAUUAAUGAUUUCUUGAAAAAAAUGUCAUCAGAUUCAGUUCUGGCUUACUUCUGGUAGAUAUAAUCCCUCAAUAAAUAAUUGCAUAGUUUCUCAUUGAAACUCGGUUUAAUGCAUUCUUUUAAUGCAUGCAACUUUCAUUCUUAAAUAAAAAAAUUUAAAAAUAA
Puntigrus tetrazona (Sumatra barb) is the source of this 1823-nucleotide messenger RNA. It is a transcript of the gene saraf, whose product is annotated as store-operated calcium entry-associated regulatory factor. Gene Ontology annotation, cellular component: endoplasmic reticulum membrane. The transcript has 6 exons. Bases 183 to 1232 code for a protein of 349 amino acids. The record is from RefSeq and is a predicted model, not a curated record. Gene Ontology annotation, biological process: regulation of store-operated calcium entry. Lineage: Eukaryota; Metazoa; Chordata; Actinopteri; Cypriniformes; Cyprinidae.